Anguilla anguilla (European eel) is the source of this 2957-nucleotide messenger RNA. RefSeq names its product membrane-spanning 4-domains subfamily A member 15-like. Lineage: Eukaryota; Metazoa; Chordata; Actinopteri; Anguilliformes; Anguillidae. The record is from RefSeq and is a predicted model, not a curated record. The coding region runs from base 1111 to 1914 and encodes 267 amino acids. Gene Ontology annotation, cellular component: membrane. The transcript has 8 exons.
UUUUAUUGUAGCCAUAGAACUUCGAGCUGUGCGAACUGCCGCGAGCAGAGCUGUCGAGUCUGCGGCGGGUCACAGUCCAGAGUGUUCUCAGCAAUUCUGAGCUGGGGGGGGGGGGGGGCGCGCGAUCAGGCGACGUCACCCAUACGUGUUUUUUGCGUGCGCGCAGAGGCGGCUGAGAACCUGGAAGGUCCGAUCGGCACCAGACGUGAAUCUGAAACUUAAGUCACUUUUUCAUGAAUCGCAUUUAGAGCAUCUGGGAUCCCGUUUUCACUCGGUAUCAAAAUUUCGUUUUGACUGAUUUGAUCGCUUAGUUUUUUUAUUGUUUAUCUGUCAAACGCUGAUAUAUACCACAAUAAAUCUUAUUUUUGCAUAUAAUCCGAACCUACGUAUGCUGUUUGGGUAGGGUAUCAUUGUGUACUUGCUGUAAAUAGGUCAGAAUAUUUUAAAGUUAUGGAAUAGCAUAAUUGAUCAGUAUUUUUAACGUGCAUGAAACGGGACAAAUCUAUAGAUAACGGCAUACAUCUGUCCUAAAUGAAAAAAUGCAUUCUGCGUGAUGAUAUGUUCGAUGACUAAUCAGUCGCUAUUGUUGUCAAUCAAAUAGAGCUGUACGUGUGCAUUGUUAAAUUUAUCUUCAGGCGUGUUAUUGUGAUCAUUCAGUAAGUGCAAAGACAUUCAAGAACUUGCCUGAUAGAAGGCUAGCGCGUAUGUACUGGGCUAUCACCGAUGAAAAAAUUCCAAAAGAUUCCAUGAGUGUCGCAUACAUUUGAUGUUGAGAGAUAAAUUAUAGACGUUUCGCAACAUAAUUCAUAUUUUCACAAAUAAGAAUCAUUCGUCACAUAUUCGCUUGCACGCCAAAUCUGUGCCGCAUGCCACACACAGCAUCCGCACCGGCACUGCAGAGGAACCUGCCGCAUCCGCCCAUUAACUCUCUGCUAGUUCUCCCCGCAGCUGCCCCGCGAAUAGAGGAGCGUACCUUUCCUUUCAGUCUUAAAAAAGGGGGACAGGAUAUACUUAUUUGAACAAACGGGACAGCCCUGAGCCUCCGCCCGGUCUUCGUUGUCCAGUUAUCCUGACUUCGCAAAGUCCAGCCGCAUCUUCCCUGCAGACAACAUGGGCAUUGACAGCGAGGACCCUUUACCAGCAGAGGGCGCUCUCAGCACUAAACAAGUGCGCGCAUUCCUGAAGGGGGAACCCAAAACUCUCGGGGCUAUACAGAUCAUCAUCGGCGUUUUAACCCUAUGCCUGAGCGUGACUCUGCUCCAGGAGCCCAUCCACUUCCUGGGGGAUGUGAAAGUUCUGAUUGUUGUGUUUGUGCAGCUCACCCUGUCUGGCUCCGCCUUCGUGCACGCCGGGAGGAAGCCGUCACUCUUCUGGGUGAAGACCUCCCUGGUGCUGAACCUCGUGAGCGCGGCGUUCUCCACGGCGGCCCUGGGGCUCCUGUCCAAGCACGUCCCUUACCGCCAGUACUCCUACCACUGCGAGCACUGCCGGAAGCUGGAGAACUACGCCGUGAUCAUGAUUGAAGGUGUGGUAGGCACCCUGAUCCUGUUCCUGGUGCUGGAGCUGCUCAUCUGCAUCACAGGCAUGCUUUACGGGCUGAGCGUUCUGGCCAACGGCGCCCUCCAGUUGGCUGUCGGCAGCCACCUGUUGUCCAGACCCCAGUCCCAGCCUGCGGAUCCCCCCCCGCCUCGUGACCCCGAGCCCCAGGUGACCGCAGGUACCCGGGUCGUCACCAUCCCCAAUAUCCGGGUCCAGGCCCCGCCCCAGGCCCCGCCUCAGGCCUCGCCCCAGGCCCCGCCCCAGGUUGUGGUUCAGGCCCCGCCCCAGGUUGUGGUUCAGGCUCCGCCCCCUAGGCCUGCCUCACCUCCCAGCGAGCCACAGGUAGAGCCAGUGGAAGAGGCCAACAUGCCAUAAAGGCUCCCCACCCCCCCACCCCCAACACAGCAGCUAUCUCUAGCCAUCGGUGGAGGAUAGGGUGUGUGUAGCUUUUACUUUCUUCCUGUUUUUUUUGGCCGUGGGGGGAUGAGGGGUGAAUGAAAAUUUAAGCCAAAAUGGAGACUAAGGUUGGGACUAUGACUGUGAUCUCUAUAGAAUGGGUAGCUAACUGCCGCUGAUUUCUGGGUGUUGUACUUGCAUUCUGUUUUUGCUCUUGUUCGGUGCUGUUUCACUUCCUAACUUGGCUCUUACUUACCGGAAUACCUCUCAUGGUUACGGUUCCACAUACAGGGGCAAUACACGGUGCUUUUAACCAAAAAAUGAUAAUAAAUAAAUAAAAAUUCAUAAUGUAGGUUUACUGUCAACAGUCUACAUUCGCCAUUGCUUAAUUAAUAUAUGCUACACGCUGUGCGCAAGUUUGCAUGUGUCUUAGUUAGCUCUUCACGCCUGAAAGGAAUGUGCAAUUAGAAGCCAUUGUGACAUCACUGAAAGCAAAGGUCUUCACCAGGCGGCAGUGUCCCGUAGACAGUGCUUCAUGCUAAAUAGGUCAUCAUACUGGUUUCUUUCUUAAUUAUUGUUCAGUUAAUUUUUCAUUAUUGAAUGCACCAGUACAUUGCUUCAGCACGCACUUGUUGAUGGCAUUUUGACGGUCACCAUUUGCACAUUAUUUGUAAAGCAUGCUUUAUUAUUGUAAUUCUUUUAUUGAACAGGCGUUCAGAUAUUCCGAUUUUUAAAUCUGUUAUUUUAACAGAAAGCUUAAUGAAAAAUAGUUUAUCAACUUAUUAUUUUAGGGCAAAGGGGAGGACGGAUUGAAUAAGUUGGAACGGCCAUUGCUCCAUUUUGCCUCUCAAAAGACAAAUGUGGUUGUGUCUACGACACAGAUACCGCAGUGUAGGAUGGCUAACUGUCACACACAGAUACCGCAGUGUAGGAUGGCUAACUGUCACACACAGAUACCGCAGUGUAGGAUGGCUAACUGUCACACACAGAUACCGCAGUGUAGGAUGGCUAACUGUCACACA